Myodes glareolus (Bank vole) is the source of this 1497-nucleotide messenger RNA. Lineage: Eukaryota; Metazoa; Chordata; Mammalia; Rodentia; Cricetidae. The record is from RefSeq and is a predicted model, not a curated record.
AUGGGGCGCAUUGUGGGCCCGCCCAGCCCCCCAGCCCCGCGGCAGCGCGGGCCAGUUACCAAGUUACCAAAUUACCGCAGGAUUCCGGAGCUUCUGACUGGCGAGGCCGCAACCAAUCAGCGAGCAGCGCCGCUGUUCUCGGACCGCUGCUCCCCGGGGCCCGGCUCCUCCACACUCCCACCCAGCACCGAGGGCUCCCCCAGAUCCGGGAGGACUUUGGCGGCGACCAAUGAGCGCUCUCGCCGUCUCCGGGAGCCGGGCCGGCUCUGCCCGCCUGGCAUUGGGCACGCGAUGGGCAGCGGCGGGCGGGGCCUGGGGGCUCCUCGCGCCUGGUUGGGCCAGGCUUGUUGCUGGGGGGCUGCCCGGGCAUGUCAGUGCCAGUAGCUCAGGGCUGCCUCCUCCCAACGGGUCCAGUGCCAGACUGAGACAAGAAGAGCAGCAUCGACACCGCCCCUCACCCUGGAGGGUCAUGUACAAUCUCUUCAUGGGACUCCUCCCCUUACCCAGGGAUCCUGGAGCCCCCGAAAUGGAGCCCAACUAGGUGCCUACACCCGCCCGGGGGACGUCAGGGACUUGGGGGGCAGGCCCCCUCCGCCUUCUGACACCCUGGCCAGCGCGGGGGACUUUUUCUGCACCAUGUAGCAUACUGGACUGCCAGCCUUGCCUGUCCCAGGGACGCGCAAGGGAAGCCACUCGAGCCCAGGCAGCCUGGGUGCACUGAUGGAGACUUAGGGGACCCUGGCCUCCUGAAAGCCAGGGGAGGGAGGGCUGACGGACUCAUGGUGACCUAGGGGGUGGGGACCGAGCCGCCUGCCUCUGCCGCCCACCACCAUCUCAGGAAAGGCUGCUGGUGCUGGCUGCCCGUUCCAGCUGCAGGGGGGACCCUUGGGGUGUCCCCAGUGCGCCUUCACUUUGGGCCUGGCCUCAGGCCCCUGGUGCUUCCCCCCCUCCUCUUGCGGAGGGGGCCUGUGAAGAGCAUAUGAGCCAAACCUGACCACUAGCCUCCUGGAGCCAGAGAAUGGGGGGCAUGUGACAGCCUUCUCAACCCAGUGCCCAGCCAUCUUCCCUGAACCGCCGGCGGGCGGUGACCGAUGCCUGCCUCACCUUCAUCUGGGGGUGUCCAGGAGGGGUCCAGACUGUGAAUCCUGUGCUCUACCCGGGACCACCCCCCCCAGUCCCCAUCCAUCCCAUUGCAUAGGUUUAGAGAGAGCACGUGUGACCACUGGCAUUCAUUUGGGGGGUGGGAGAUAGUGGCGGAAGCCACCUCAGCCUUAGUCCCCAGGGCAAAGCGCUGGGGGGGAAGAUGGGGAGUCAGGGAGGGGGGAAAUCUCAGAAGAGGGAGGAGUCUGGGAGCGGGGAGGGACGGCCCAGCUUGUAAAAUACUGUACAUGCACUGCUGUAGAUAUACCGGAAUGGAUUUUCUGUACAUGUUUGGUUAAUUUUUUUUGUACAUGAUUUUUGUAUGUUUCCUUUUCAAUAAAAUCAGAUUGAACAGUG